Porites evermanni is the source of this 709-nucleotide messenger RNA. The record is from the annotation of a GenBank genome assembly. Lineage: Eukaryota; Metazoa; Cnidaria; Anthozoa; Scleractinia; Poritidae.
UUUACGAUUCCUGCAACACAAACCUCUAUCUCCAAAGGGCAAUGGAUCGAGUACCACCCCAUCAGUAACAUCACGGACAGUGGUCCGAUCGAAUUUUUUGUUUCGGGAACCGGAGAUGAGUAUUUGGACUUGGCACGUACUCAGUUAUUUGUUAAAGCCAAGAUCACAAAAGCAAAUGGAACCGCCAUAGAUGCCGAUACACAAGUAGGUCCCGUAAACCUGUUUUUACAUUCCCUGUUUUCCCAAGUAGACGUUGCCUUGAACGAGCAAUUGAUCUCUCCAUCCACUAAUACCUACCCUUAUCGCGCCAUGAUCGAAACCUUGCUAAACUACGGAGAAGAAGCAAAAACAAGUCAACUUUCUAUGGCCAUGUUUUACAAAGAUAACCCUUGGAAAAAUGGAUGUUGCCAACCCUGUGGCUGCAGACGAUGCUGCAAACAAGGGGUUAAAGGUUCGCUAUGAUUUCACUAAAGAAAGUCAUAUUGUGGAUAUGAUGGGGCCCAUUCGUAGCGACAUUUUCUUUCAAGACCGGUUGAUGCUAGAUGGAGUGAGUUUAAGAAUCAAACUGAACCGAGCCAAGAACUCGUUUUGUCUAAUGUCAUCAGCAGCCGCUCCAACUUUCAAGGUGGUAAUCACAGAAGCCAUCUUGUUCGUUCGCCCGGUGAAAUUGGCCUCCUCUAUUAUACUUGGCCAUGCACCUGCACUAAAA